Ruditapes philippinarum (Manila clam) is the source of this 2212-nucleotide messenger RNA. RefSeq names its product allantoicase-like. The transcript is spliced from 13 exons. Gene Ontology annotation, biological process: allantoin catabolic process. Bases 68 to 1231 code for a protein of 387 amino acids. The record is from RefSeq and is a predicted model, not a curated record. Lineage: Eukaryota; Metazoa; Mollusca; Bivalvia; Venerida; Veneridae. Gene Ontology annotation, molecular function: allantoicase activity.
ACCUUUAUGUACGGAUUAAUGACGGGAUUAGACAAGUAUAAAACAUACUAAAAAGAAAUAGAAAAAAAUGUCAGCAUUACCUCAGUCUUCAUCAACCACAGCACCUUUCUUCACUGACUAUAAUGAUCUUGCUUCAGAUCAGGUUGGAGGGAAAGUUUUGUUUGCCACAGAUGACUGGUUUGCUCCAGCAGAAAACUUAAUCAAGGAUGAAUCUCCAGUAUUUAAGGAAGGUGAGAUAACAGACUAUGGUAUGUGGAUGGAUGGUUGGGAAACCAGAAGAAAAAGAACGGAAGGUCAUGACUGGUGUAUUAUUCAGUUAGGUGUAGCAGGUGUGAUAUCAGGUGUUGAUGUAGAUACAUCAUAUUUUACUGGUAACUACGCACCUAGAUGUUCAAUACAGGCAGCAUGUUUACCUAAAUCAUAUUCAAAGAGGGAAGGAGAGAGGAUAGGACUCGCUGCAACAGAGGAAGACUACAAGAUGGUGGAACAGCUCCAAUCACAGAAUUGGGAUUACAUUGUAUCGCUGACCCAACUUCAGCCAGGCUUCCUAACUUCCUGUCAUAACUUCUUUGAAUCAACCAAGAAGAAAAAAUAUACUCAUAUACGACUGAACAUAUAUCCAGAUGGAGGUAUAGCUAGAUUAAGAGUGUAUGGAAAUGCAGCCCCAGACUGGAGUAAAGUUUCUGAAAAAGAGUUAGUGGACCUAGCAUCAGUAAAGAGUGGCUGUAUAUGUACAGGUUAUAGCUCCACCAAUAGAGGACAUCCAAAGAACCUUAUCCGGCCUGGCCGAGCUCAAACUAUCAUAGAUGGCUGGGAAAUAUUUCCUAAGACUACUAGACCUACUGUAAUUCAGGAAUACAGGCACACUGGCAAAUUAUGUCCAUCUGGGUCAGAGUGGUGUACUUUUCAACUUGGUCAUACUUGCAUCGUACAAAUGGUUGAGGUUGAUACAAAUCAUUUCAAGGGAAAUUUUCCAUACACAUGUAAAGUUGAAGGAUGUCUUGUUGAUGACAGAGUUCUCUCAGAAUCCUCCACUCCUUCCAAAAAAGAAUGGAAAAUUUUAUUACCAGAGACUAAAUUAAAGGGACACAAUCAGAUGUUUAUAGAUGUGACUAAAUUAAGUAAUGUAGGAGUUAUCUCACAUGUGAGAUUGACAAUUUACCCAGAUGGUGGCGUGAGCAGAUUUAGAAUAUGGGGGCGGAAAGCUCAGUCAAAUUUAUCAAAGUUGUGAUACAAUAUCAGGUUUUUUAUAGAAUAACAAAGGCCUUAGACUUGUGAAUCUCCUAUAGGAAAAAUGUUUAUAUCUGUAUAAAAUGUACAUUUUUCAGUCAAAAAGAACAGUGAUCUGGUUAAUUUCAAUCAUGUGUUUGUUGUGUUUGUGUAAGUCUUUUUAACUCAGAAAAAUACUAGUAGAUAAUAUAAAUGUAUUUUUCACAAACUCCUCACUGUGAUUACCUUUUUAGCUCGACUAUUCGAUAAGAAUAAGUAGAGCUAUUGCAGUCACGCGAGCGUCCGCGUCGGCGUAACCACUUAUGUUAAAGUUUUUGUAAUAGUUCAAAUAUUUUCAAAGUCCAUUGAUAUAUGGCUUUGAAACUUUGCACACUUGUUCACCAUCAUGACCCCAACCUGUAGACAGGAGGAGGUAACUCUAUCAAGCAUUUUGACAGAAUUAUGUCCCUUUUUCGACUUAGAAUUUACGUUAAAGUUUUUGUAAUAGUUCAAAUAUUUUCAAAGUCCAUUGACAUAUGGCUUUGAAACUUUGCACACUUGUUCAACAUCAUGACCCCAACCUGUAAACAGGAGGAGGUAACUCUAUCAAGCAUUUUGACAGAAUUAUGCCCCUUUUUCGACUUAGAAUUUAUGUUAAAGUUUUUGUAAUAGUUCAAAUAUUUUCAAAGUCCAUUGACAUAUGGCUUUGAAACUUUGCACACUUGUUCACCAUCAUGACCCCAACCUGUUAACAGGAGGAGGUAACUGUAUCAAGCAUUUUUUUUACUAUCAAGCACUAAGAAUAGUCGAGCGUUGCUGUCCUACUGACAGCUCUUGUUUUGGCAAAUUGUACUGAUAAGGGGAGAUCACUGCAUAGGAGAUUGUAUUUUUUUUCUUACUAAAUUGUAUGUGUAUUCUUGUAAGCUUAUUAAUUAAUAAUGAUUAGUUGUUCAAUUAAUUUUAAAAUACAAAGACAAUGUUUAUUUGUCACAUUCAAAAUUUA